AUGAGGGGGGGCAUGGGAAAGCUCCCAAGUGACACCACGGUGAACCCUAAGCAUCAAAGUUCAAGCACGGGCAAUGUGAGGAAUGUGCACAUUAGCGCGGUAAGUCUUCUUUCAAAUGAUGAGGUUUGUAGUGGUGUUGAAAGCAUUCCACCACAAUGCGUUGAUGGUGUAGUGGGAAAUACAAGAGAUGAGUUGGAAAUUGAGGAACGGUACCCACCGAAGGAUGAGAGGUGGGAAAAUUUUAAACAAGCAAAAAUUAAUUUACCGUUACUCGAUGACAUUAAAAAGGUUCCGGCUCAUGUGGAAUGCUUAAAGGAGUUAAGCAUCGAAAAACGGCACAACAAAUUACCCGAACCGGUUGAUUUGAUAUCACAUGUUAGUGCCGUUCUAUCGAGUGCCAUUCCUCAAAAAGCUCAAGAUCCGGGAGAUCCUCUUAUUCCAAUUCAAAUUGGAACCUUCAAAAUUGAGAGGGCGCUCCUCGAUCUUGGAGCUUGUGUGAGCAUUUUACCCGGGAGUUUGUAUGACCAAUACAAUUUUGGUCCAUUAAAAAAUUUUGAUACUCCCGUGGUAUUGGCCGAUCAGACUCCCACGCAUCCAAGGGGGAUGGUGGAGGAUGUGAUUGUUAAGAUGGAUGAUUGCUACUACCCAGUUGACUUUUUGGUAGUAGACUAUGUUGGGUGUGUUGAGGAUACCCAACCGGUAGUUAUCUUGGGUAGACCGUUCUUGGCAACUGCUAAUGCCAUAAUAAAUUGUGCAACGGGAACGGUAAGCAUGAAGUUUGGGGACCGGGAAUUAAAUUUAAAUGUUUUUCCAAAUUUCACUAACCCGCUCGGUGAGGAUAAGUGUCCUAAAAAGGACAUGAAUCCAAACAAAAAGGUGUGUGCUAUGGUUGGUAGGUUUGAAGAAACAAGGAAGAAAACAGUCAAGAAAAAGAAGGCGAAAAAGUCACCUCUAGAAAAGAAGAAGGAAGAUGAGGUGAGGAAAUUUGGACCGUUUGGCAACAAAUGGUAUGAAUCACCGGUGGGUGAUUUCGAGGAGUUUGUAGGCAGCAAGCAUGCCAUUCGACCACCAUGA
This is a messenger RNA of Helianthus annuus (common sunflower), 1074 nucleotides long. RefSeq lists its product as uncharacterized. The coding region runs from base 1 to 1074 and encodes 357 amino acids. Lineage: Eukaryota; Viridiplantae; Streptophyta; Magnoliopsida; Asterales; Asteraceae. The transcript has 2 exons. The record is from RefSeq and is a predicted model, not a curated record.